Molecule: messenger RNA, 1158 nt
Organism: Lolium rigidum
Lineage: Eukaryota; Viridiplantae; Streptophyta; Magnoliopsida; Poales; Poaceae
Product: disease resistance protein Pik-1-like
Exons: 3
Coding region: 1-1158 (385 amino acids)
Molecular function (GO): ADP binding
Source: RefSeq, a predicted model, not a curated record
AUGGAGAAAUCUCUCGUGACCGCAGCCACGGGGGCCUUGGGGCCCGUCAUAGCUAAGCUGGCUGCUCUUCUGGGCAGGGAAUACAAGCUUCGAUGGCGGACUCGGAGGGACAUCAAGUUCAUCAAAUCCAAGCUCAAGUCCGUGCACUCUCUCCUUUGGACGAUAUGUGAGAGUGAGCUUCUUGAUGCGGCAUCCAAGGAGUUGAAGAUGGAGGCUUUGGAUCUUGCCGACGACAUGGAGGACGCUAUUGACGACUUCAUCGUCAGUAUGGAGCGCAGCCGCAGCAGCAAGCCCUUUGUACAGACGAAGGGCAAGGCAAGUCCUUUACAAGAUUUCAAGAAAAGAGUGACUGCUGUGUCGGAGAGGUGCAGCGGCAUGUGGAAGAAGAAGAUCUCCUCUAGCCCCAGCAGGCCGACACCUCGAGCUCGCCCCUUUGUCCGCAAGGAGGCAUCAGAGCUUGUGCCCAUGGACAGACAGAUGGAUGUGCUCAUCCGAGUCCUGGUAGGAACAGAGGAUAGCAUAUUGGUGGAGCCAAAGCUCAAAAUGGCAUCCAUUCUUGGAACGGCUGGUAUGGGCAAAACGACUCUAGCCGACUUAAUAUAUCAGGCGAUUGGAAAUAGGUUCCAGGCCCGGGGUUUUGUGUCAGUCACACCAGGUGGUAACAUCACGGAGGUUCUCGCAAGAAUUCUCGAAGAAGUAGCAGAUGAAAAUUCGGCGCCGUUUCCUGAUACCGAAGCAGCUACAGAACAAGAUCACCUUAUCAACAAAAUAUCUUAUUUCCUCAGAGACAGAAGGUACCUAGUCAUAAUUGAUGAUAUAUGGGAUUGGGGAGAAUGGGAAAUCAUCAACAAAUCUCUUCCAGAGAACAAUCUAGGUAGUAGAAUUAUCACAACAACUCGUGUUAAUUCUAUUGCCGAGAAAUGGCGGUGUUAUUCUAAAACCCGUCUCCACAAAAUGGAUCUUCAAUAUCAAGGACAAAUAUGGGAGUAUGAUACUGAUGUUGAUGUUGGCUCUCGGAUGAUUGCUAUGAAGGCUGAAAUGGAUGGCGAAGGUUUUGACUAUGAGCAUGUUGCAGUGUGCAUGUGUGGUGGGGUGCCAUUACCACUAGUUUGCAUGUUUUCAGUGGUGGCAAUCGAGAGUCCGCAAACUUUUGUAUAA